AUGUAAAGGAAAUAGUAAUAUGAAAGUGAUUUCAAUAAUUUCUAAGAAGCCAGCAAAAUUUCACUCGAUUAAAUGUCUAAACAACAAGACCUUAACAAAGAGACAUGUCUUAAAAAUGCUAAGACUUUUGAAUUAUUUGCUACAUGUAUUAAUUUUGUAGAUUUAUGUAGGUAUGGAAAGACAUGAAGGCAAAAUAGAUAAUAUUGCUAAAUAUCUCUCAAUGAAGAUGCUCUUUAUUGAAAAAUAAGCAUUAGAAUGCUAUAAAGGAAAUACAAAUGAUAGAGAAUAUGAAAGAUGUCAUCAAAGAGUUGAAUAGCAGCUACAUGAUGUCUAUAGUUAAUACUAUUAAGGUUUACUUAACCUUUGA
Paramecium pentaurelia is the source of this 367-nucleotide messenger RNA. The record is from the annotation of a GenBank genome assembly. NCBI's taxonomy places the organism in Eukaryota, Ciliophora, Oligohymenophorea, Peniculida, Parameciidae.